GGUUUUCUGAAAAAUGUUCCUUGAGAAGAUAAAUCAAAAAACCGGCGAACGAGAAUGGGUUGUGGCUGAAGAGGAUUAUGAUAUGGCUCAGGAACUUGCCAGAAGUCGAUUUGGAGAUAUGAUUCUGGAUUUUGAUAGAAAUGACAAGUUCCUCGCAGGAUUAAAAACUACGAUUGCUGAGAAAAAACAUGAAAAUACAGAUGGGAAAGUUCAUGUUUUAGAUAUUGGUACUGGAACUGGACUUCUUUCACUAAUGGCUGCUCGAGAAGGAGCUGAUAAAGUGACUGCAUUGGAAGUUUUCAAACCAAUGGGAGAUUGUGCAAGACAUAUAACAAGCAAUAGUCCAUGGUCAGAUAAGAUUACUGUAAUUUCUGAGAGAUCUACUGAUGUUUCACAAAUUGGUGGUUCACGUGCAGAUAUCAUUGUAGCAGAGGUAUUUGACACAGAAUUAAUUGGAGAAGGAGCUCUGAGAACAUUCAAAGAAGCUCUUGAAAGACUUGCGAAACCAGGAUGUCGAGUUGUUCCAUCAACUGGAAAUGUGUAUAUUGUUCCUGUGGAGAGCCAUCUGUUAAAAAUGUUCAAUGAUAUUCCUAGGCUAAAUGGAGAAAAAGAUGAAGAACCCCUGGGAAGAUGUUCUGGAACUGCGGCUGUAUUCGAUGUUCAACUAUCUGAAAUGAAAACCCACGAAUUUCGAGAACUAUCCGAGCCGAUCGUUGCCUUCAAAUUUGAUUUCGAACACGAAGAGAAAAUAAUUUUCGAUGAGUCUUUUGUUCGUGAAGCAGUUGCUCAUUCAUCUGGAACUAUUGAUGCAUUACUUAUGUGGUGGGAUAUUGAUAUGGAUAGGAAUGGUACAACAUUCAUUGAUAUGGGACCAAAAUGGAAGAAUAAAAAUAACUAUGCAUGGAGGGAUCACUGGAUGCAAGCUGUCUACUAUCUUCCAGAAAAAAAGAAAGUAGAGAUGAAUCAAACAUUUGAAAUAGUAUGCAAUCAUGAUGAAUUCAGCUUAUGGUUCAGCAAUGUUGGGAAAGAUAAAUCCAGAAGCUAUUGUGUAUGUGGAUUACAUUCAAUGCUUAGCCGUCAAACAGUUUAUCAUGUCAAUGAAAUGUUUGAAAAUCAGAAAUUCAAAGAUGAAGUCGACAAGCUAUCUAAAGGUCUCCACGUGGCAACAGUUGGAGAAGGGUCGUUCUUAGGUCUUUUGGCAGCAAAGACAGCUAAAAGAGUGACUAUUAUCGAUGGAAAUGAACGAUUUCGCGAUAUUUUCUUCAAGUACAUCCACUACUACAAACUCACGAACGUAGAAAUCAUCGAAAAAGUGACGUCACUCACCGAUUCACCAGAUAUCGUUCUCGCUGAGCCAUUCUACAUGUCUGCUAUGAAUCCAUGGAAUCAUUUGAGGUUUUUGUAUGAUGUGGAAGUGCUGAAAAUGAUGCAUGGAGAUGAAUUAAGAGUGGAACCACAUAUGGGAGUACUGAAAGCCAUACCCGAAAAAUUCGAAGAUCUUCAAAAUAUUGCAUCAGAUGUUGGAACAGUGAAUGGUUUCGAUCUAUCAUUUUUCGAUGAAAUUUCCACAAAAGCACGUACAGCAACUGAUGCCAUUGUUGACGAACAAUCGUUAUGGGAAUAUGCAGGAAUUGUGAAAGGGGAUGCUGUUGAAAUUCUAAGAUUUCCGAUUGAUGGACGUGUUUCAAGUCAAAAAUGCGUAGUGAAUAUUGAUAACAUGAGUUCCUCUAACGCAAUUCCAAUGUGGAUGGAAUGGGAAUUUGGCGGAAUCAAUCUAUCAACUGGACUUUUGUCAAUAUCUUCUGCAGGAGUUCCAGAAUGGAAUAAGGGAUACAAGCAAGGUGUCUAUUUUCCUAUCACUGCACUUCGGAAUGAUAAAUCCCUCUGUCUACAUGCACUUUUCGAUAAAUCAACAGGAGAUAUUAAUUUUCAGUUUGGCAAAUCGGAAGACUCUUAACAUUAUUUUCAAUGUUUUGUUAUUUUUACUUUUAUUUGUUCCUGAUAAUUGUUUCUAAUACAUUUCUUU
Caenorhabditis elegans is the source of this 2026-nucleotide messenger RNA. It is a transcript of the gene prmt-7, whose product is annotated as Protein arginine N-methyltransferase 7. The record is from RefSeq and is marked reviewed. Gene Ontology annotation, molecular function: protein-arginine N-methyltransferase activity; methyltransferase activity. NCBI's taxonomy places the organism in Eukaryota, Metazoa, Nematoda, Chromadorea, Rhabditida, Rhabditidae. The transcript has 9 exons. The coding region runs from base 14 to 1957 and encodes 647 amino acids.